Molecule: messenger RNA, 2813 nt
Organism: Zingiber officinale
Lineage: Eukaryota; Viridiplantae; Streptophyta; Magnoliopsida; Zingiberales; Zingiberaceae
Product: protein FAR1-RELATED SEQUENCE 5-like
Exons: 5
Coding region: 63-2558 (831 amino acids)
Biological process (GO): regulation of DNA-templated transcription
Molecular function (GO): zinc ion binding
Source: RefSeq, a predicted model, not a curated record
AUGAAGAUGAUAUAGAGAUUUCCCCCCCAUUAAGCACAGAUGAAUUGGUGCCAAAAAUUGGUAUGAAAUUUCAAACAGAAGAGGAAGCGUAUGACUUUUAUUUGAAAUAUGCUAAACAAGUUGGAUUUGGCAUACGAAGGACAAGAACCCAUAAUGAUAAUUCUGGCAGAUUAAUUGACAGGACGUUUUGUUGUAGUGCACAAGGAAAAAGGGGAAAGGACAAACGAGAUAUUUAUGUGAAGCAAAGUCGUGCUGAGACAAGAUUUGGUUGUGAUGCUAAACUGAGGAUUAGUUGUCGAAAUAAUGACAAGUUUUGUGUGGUGAACUUCAUUAAAGAGCAUAAUCAUUAUCUUUCAAGCCCAAACAAAACACAUCUCUACAGAUGUCAUAGGAACAUAUCUUCUUCUGCAGCGAUACAAAUUGAGAUGGCAAGUGAGGUGGGAAUCCCCCCAAAAGCAUCUCAUGAUCUUAUGAUGAGACAAGCAGGUGGGAGGGAGAAUUUAGGGUUUAUUCCUGAAGACUAUAAGAACUACUUGCGAUCUAAAAGAACAAGAAAUAUGAGAGUGGGGGAUACAGGAGGUGUUCUAGAAUAUUUGCAGAAAAUGCAAUGUGAUGAUCCAAAUUUUUUUAAUGCUAUUCAAGUUGAUGAAGAUGAUUUGAUCACAAACAUUUUUUGGUCUGAUGCUAAGAUGAGAGCUGAUUAUGGCAAUUUUGGAGAUGUUGUUUGUUUUGACACAACCUAUAGGAAGAACAAUGAAGGUCGUCCAAUUGCAUUGUUCGUGGGUGUUAAUCAUCAUAAGCAAUCCAUAAUUUUUGGUGCAGCUUUAUUAUAUGAUGAAACUACUUUGUCAUUUGAAUGGUUGUUUGAUACCUUCACUAAAGCUAUGUUUGAGAAAAAACCAACAACUAUUCUUACAGAUCAAGAUGCUGCAAUGACAAAGGCUUUAGCUUCUAGAUGGCCUGAAACACAUCAUCGUUUAUGCAUUUGGCACAUUUAUCAAAAUGCCGCAAUACAUUUGAGUGGAGUUUUUUCUCAAUUCAAAGAGUUUGCUAAAGAUUUUGCCUCUUGUAUAUAUGAUUUUGAUGAAGAGGAAGACUUUCUUUCUACUUGGAACUUGAUGUUGACUAAGUAUGCACUUGAAGAUAAUGAUUGGUUGAGACGUUUGUUUAGCAUAAAGGAAAAAUGGGCGUUAGUAUAUGGAAGACAAAUAUUUUGUGCGGAUAUGACUACAACCCAAAGAAGUGAGAGCAUGAAUAGCAUUUUGAAAAGGUAUGUCACUUAUCAGCAUAAGUUUUUAGAGUUUUUCAAUCACUUCGAAAGAUUGCUUCAGGAUCGUCGAUAUGAAGAGUUAAAAGCAGAUUUUAGAUCCAAUUCAAGUGUUCCAUGUUUAUUGUAUCCGGUUGAAAUAUUAAAACAUGCUAGUUAUACUUAUACUCCUGAGGCAUUCAAGUGUUUUGAAAAAGAAUGGUAUAAAUCUCAUGAUUCUAUUGUAGAAAUUUGUGAGAUUGUUGGAUCACAUGCAACAUACAAAGUUACUUCGCACAAAAAGAAACACCAUCAUAUAGUUACACUCUAUUCAUCUUCUGAAAAAAUUCAGUGCAGUUGUAGUUGUAGAAAAUAUGAAUUUGCUGGGAUUUUAUGUUCUCAUAUUUUGAGAAUAUUUUCUAUGAAAAAUAUUAUGAAGAUCCCAAAUGAGUAUAUUUUGAAAAGAUGGACAAGAAAUGCAAAAGGUGGAUACUUUGAAGGUAAUGAUACAAUUGUGAACAAAGAUAGUUUGGAUCAAAAAAUUCUUCACAAUAUGCGAUAUAGAGAUUUGUGUGGGUUAUCUGUUCAAUUGGUUACCAAAGCAGCAGAAAGGGAUGACACCCACAUGGUUGUUAAAAAUGUUAUGUUGAGCUUAUGUAAGAUGGUUGAUGAAAAAUUACAAGUUAAUGAAUCAAUUGUGCAUCAAUCAAAUCUUAGCCAAGAAGCUAGUCAGUUGGUUCAAUCUCUAGAUGACACAACAAGGAAUUUGAAUGAAACAGACUAUCAAAUUGACGAAGAAAACAAUCUUACAGUCAAAGGAAUUAAACCUAAGAAGAAAAUAGUUUCAGGCAAGAGGUUGAAAAGAGGCAUAGAACAAAUUUCUAGAAAAAAGAAAGGGGCAAGCAAAACUAACCAAACUUCAACAAUUGUUCAGGGUAUAGAAGAUCCUAAUAUAGAAGAUCAAUUUCCACCACUUUUGCCAACACAACUAUCUCAGGUGACUUCCUCAACUUCAAAAUUUCAGACUGCUAUCUCAGCUUUGGACAACAGAUUAAACGAAGAACAACGAAGAUAUCCACCUACUGGAUACCACUCGCUGGAUACCACCUGUUGGAUACCGCCUGCCAGAUUUUUUCCUCCAGGACAUCCACCUUUCGGAUAUCCUCCAAUUGGUUAUCCACCUUCGGGAUAUCCCCUAGCUGGUUAUCCAUCUUCUGGAUAUCCACUCUUUGAGUAUCCUGGUACAUCAGCUCCACACCACGAUACAGGCGGACAUCACGGGCAUCAAAAGGAAAAACAUGGUACCUCUUGAGCUAAAUAGCUCAGAAACUUGAGUACAUUCUGUAUUCUUGAAUACAUUUGAUAGCGGGCCGAAUACAUUUGUGGUAUUCUUGAAUACAUUUGUGGUAUUCUGUAACAAAUGCUAGCGGCUUGUGAUAUUCUGUAACAAAUGCUAGCGGCUUGUUGUAUUCUGUAACAAAUGCUAGCGGAUUGUGGUAUUCUGUAACAAAUGCUAGCAAUACUUGAGUAUUACAGAACUAUUAGUAUUUACUUUAUGCAUUUUCAA